Molecule: messenger RNA, 3401 nt
Organism: Ailuropoda melanoleuca (giant panda)
Lineage: Eukaryota; Metazoa; Chordata; Mammalia; Carnivora; Ursidae
Gene: SLC6A12
Product: solute carrier family 6 member 12
Exons: 17
Coding region: 662-2506 (614 amino acids)
Biological process (GO): sodium ion transmembrane transport; neurotransmitter transport; amino acid transport
Cellular component (GO): plasma membrane; cell projection
Molecular function (GO): gamma-aminobutyric acid:sodium:chloride symporter activity
Source: RefSeq, a predicted model, not a curated record
GUGGUAUUUCUCUGUCCCUUCACUUCCCAAUACACUGGUGUGCAUGAGCACGCACACACGCACACACACACGCACACACAGCCGCUUUCUGUCUGGGAGUCCUGGGACAACAACUCGGAUGGGAUUCUGAGCUGGGAGGAACAGGAGAAGGAGCAAAGGUGCAGGCUGGUUCCCCUCUCAGGUCCCAGCUGUGUGGGCAUUCUUGCAAGCGGCUUCCCUGGGACUGUCCCAGGGACUGGAGGCAUGGAGCUGAGCUGACCACGGGAGCCGAGAUCGGGACUGAGCCAUGCAGAUGAGGGGUUCCCGCCCUCCCACACGGGUCAAGCCGAGCAAGCAGGGAGCAAAGCGCCUACCAGAAGGAGGAAGCUGCCCCAGCUCGGGCUGUGGGGAGGCGCGAGCAUGCUUGUGCCAGAGAAGGGCAACAAGGGAGCCGCGGGGAGGUGCAGGCGGCCACCGGCUGAAGCGGGCAGCCCACAGUGUGUGAAGGACUAGCCGGAGUCAGGUUUUGGUGCCAUGCACACAGGGAGGUUUAAAGCCCAGAGAGCACGUGUGAGUUGCCUAAGGUCACACAGCAAGUUAGAGACUCAGCUCCAUCACUUAUUGUAUUGGCAGUGCCUGUCUCACCACCCUGCUCCACGGCCUCCCGGUCCAUCUCGUGGCCAUGGACAGAAAAGUGGCAGUCCCCGAGGACGGGCCUCCUGUGGUCUCCUGGCUCCCUGAGGAGGGAGAGAAGUUGGACCAGGAAGGCGAGGACCAGGUGAAGGAUCGGGGCCAAUGGACCAACAAGAUGGAGUUUGUGCUGUCAGUGGCCGGGGAGAUCAUUGGGCUGGGGAAUGUCUGGAGGUUUCCCUAUCUCUGCUACAAAAAUGGAGGUGGAGCCUUCUUCAUCCCCUACUUCAUCUUCUUCUUCACCUGCGGUAUCCCAGUGUUCUUCCUGGAGGUGGCGCUGGGCCAGUACACCAGCCAAGGCAGCGUGACAGCCUGGAGGAAGAUCUGCCCCCUUCUCCAGGGCAUCGGUCUGGCGUCCGUGGUCAUCGAGUCCUAUCUGAACAUCUACUACAUUGUCAUCCUCGCUUGGGCCCUCUUCUAUCUGUUCAGCUCCUUUACCUCUGAGCUGCCCUGGACAACCUGUACCAAUCCUUGGAACACAGAGCAUUGCAUGGACUUUCUGAACCGCUCAGGAGCCCGCACAGCGACCCCCUCUGAGAACUUCACCUCACCUGUCAUGGAAUUCUGGGAGAGACGUGUUUUGGGCAUCACCUCAGGCAUCCAUGACCUGGGAGCCCUGCGCUGGGAGCUGGCCCUGUGCCUCCUGCUGGCCUGGGUCAUCUGCUACUUCUGCAUCUGGAAGGGGGUCAAGACCACGGGCAAGGUAGUUUACUUCACAGCCACGUUUCCCUACCUGAUGCUGGUCAUCCUCCUGGUCCGAGGCAUCACCCUUCCCGGAGCCUACGAGGGUGUCAUCUACUACCUGAAGCCCGAUUUGCUUCGCCUCAAGGACCCCCAGGUGUGGAUGGACGCGGGCACCCAGAUCUUCUUCUCCUUUGCCAUCUGCCAGGGAUGCCUGACGGCCCUGGGAAGCUACAACAAGUACCACAACAACUGCUACAGGGACUGCAUCGCCCUGUGCUUCCUGAACAGCGCCACCAGCUUCGCGGCUGGGUUCGUGGUCUUCUCCAUCCUGGGCUUCAUGGCCCAAGAGCAGGGGGUGCCCAUAUCUGAGGUGGCCGAGUCCGGUCCCGGUCUGGCCUUCAUCGCCUUCCCCAAGGCUGUGACGAUGAUGCCCUUAUCCCAGCUGUGGUCCUGCCUUUUCUUCAUCAUGCUCAUCUUCCUAGGCCUGGACAGCCAGUUUGUCUGUGUGGAGUGCCUGGUGACAGCCUCCGUGGACAUGUUCCCCAGUCAGCUCCGGAAGAGCGGGCGGCGGGAGCUCCUCAUUCUGGCCAUCUCGGUCCUGUGCUACCUGAUAGGGCUCUUCCUGGUUACGGAGGGCGGGAUGUAUAUCUUCCAGCUGUUUGAUUAUUACGCUUCCAGUGGCACCUGCCUGCUCUUCCUGGCUGUGUUUGAAGUGAUCUGUGUCGGCUGGGUGUAUGGGGCAGAUCGUUUCUAUGACAACGUCGAAGAUAUGAUUGGCUACCGGCCAUGGCCCUUGGUGAAGAUCUCCUGGCUCUUUCUGACCCCUGGACUUUGCCUGGCCACCUUCCUCUUCUCCUUGAGCAAGUACACACCUCUCAAAUACAACAACAUCUACGUGUACCCUCCCUGGGGCUACUCCAUCGGCUGGUUCUUGGCUCUCUCCUCCAUGGUCUGCGUCCCACUCUUUGUCAUCAUCACCCUUCUGAAGACCCAGGGUUCCUUCAAGAAGCGCCUGCGACAGCUCACCACCCCUGACCCCAGCCUGCCACAACCCAAGCAGCACCUGUAUCUGCAUGGUGGUACCAGCCAGGACGACGGGCCUUCCCCAGCGAAGGAGGGACUAAUAGUUGGCGAGAAGGAGACUCACUUGUAGCAGCCAGGUGGCUAUGGAGCCUGGAACCUCUGUCAGGGCCACCACAGUGGACAGCCUUCGCCUCUGUCCCUUAACGCAGUCCGGCUGAGAACCUCUGUGAUGUCCACAGCCAGAGGCCAGGCAUCCUCAGAGGGGACAGCUCCUUCUGGUGGGUGAGAGGGGGUCCUGCUGGAACACAUCUUCUUAUUUAUAAAGGAAGGUGGUCUUUUUUGAGUCCACCAUCUGAUUCUAGCACAUUACGCUGUGUGGGAGCUCCCACUCUGGGGAUGUUCCAGCUUCCUAUAUUUGUGUGUUGGGGGGGUAGUGCUGACGGGAAUACAUAUCACGCUUUGACUUGGAGAGCCCGAUGGAACACAAUGUGUUUGAAGUGACAACUGAACACACCAUAUUGGAUUCUGACAUUGCUUUAGAGGGGGUCCUUCACUAGGCUUGGUAGUCUGGAGUUCAUGGGGAAGGAACUAGAGAAACAAAAAGCCUUCACAAGCCAUCAUGGUCUUGAAUUUUCCUGGAAGCGUCUCAAGGUGUCCCCAGUUCCACACUCUUCCUGCAAUUUGUGUCCUCAACCCAUGGAGCAUUGGAAUGGAAGGAACUUAGAGAUGAUCCCUAGGCUGUUCCAAGGAGGGUGUCAGUACUUUCCUCUGCCCGAGGCAGACCUUGCUAAUCAAUCAGAGAGUCUUUCCCACCGCACAGUCCUUCCAAAUACAGUGCUCCAGGCAGCUCCAUUUGCCAUCCUGCUUUUGUCCAACCUCCUGACUUCUUGCGGGAGGAAAUUGAGGACCAAAGAGAAAGUGACUUUUUCAUGUUCACACAGCUAUGCACCUGGCCUCCUUGUUCUCAGGCCAGGGUUCUUCCCAUGAUACCCUCUUGCCUUAGUUAACAAGCAUGUAUGGAUCAC